Molecule: messenger RNA, 842 nt
Organism: Bemisia tabaci
Lineage: Eukaryota; Metazoa; Arthropoda; Insecta; Hemiptera; Aleyrodidae
Gene: RpL24-like
Product: ribosomal protein L24-like
Biological process (GO): ribosomal large subunit biogenesis
Cellular component (GO): nucleolus
Molecular function (GO): structural constituent of ribosome
Source: RefSeq, a predicted model, not a curated record
UGUUUAUAGCUCUACAUUUUUUUUUAUUUUUCUUCCUUUUCUUCGUCAGCCAUUGACUGAGCACGUUGUUUUUAUUUUGACGAUAUUUCGUAAGUUUUUCCCCUGCGAGUAAUAAAUCUAUUCAAUUUCAUGUUUGCUCCCUCGUGUUUUAAUAUACCCUGAUAAAAAAUGCGAAUUGAGACUUGUUAUUUCUGUUCGUGUCGAAUUUACCCUGGUCACGGUAUUCAGUUUGUGAGAAAUGAUUGCAAGGUGUUCAAAUUCUGUCGCUCCAGAUGUCACAAACUAUUUAAGCAAAAGAAGAACCCUCGUAAAACAAGGUGGACCAAAGCGUAUCGCAAAGCUCAUGGGAAAGAACUUACUGUAGACCCAGCCUUUGAAUUCGCCCAGAGGAGAAAUGUUCCUGUAAAGUAUGACAGAGAAUUAUGGCUAAAGACACUUGAAGCCAUGAAAAGAGUCGAAGAAAUUAAGCAAAAACGAUCUGACACUUUUGUCAUGCAAAGGCUAAGGAAAGGAAUAGAAGUUGAAAAGCUGAAAGACAUUCGUGAAGUUCAAAAGAAUUUGAACCUGAUCCGCUCACCUGCUGCAGGUCUUAAAGAAAGAGAAAAAUUAGAAGAAGCAAUUGUUGAGGAGAUACACGAGUCAGAAGAUGAAGAAAUGCUCGAAGCACACAUUAGCAUCUAACUACUUGCAAAGAAGAAAAUCUCUGCUUUCAAAAACUUAAAGAAAAGGCUUAUCAUCCAUCAGUGGGCGUUAUUUGUUAUUUCAUCAAAACUCCAUGAAAUAUUUCUGUUUUCAAAAAUAAUAAAUAGACUGGAAUUCAAUGGUUCGGCAUUUAUAAACUU